AUGACGCCACAGCUGUGUGGCUGGACACAACCCGCCAAUCGCCGGCCCAGGAGGGGGCGAACCGGCCAGGUGUCGGGGGCCAUAGCCGGGGAGCGAGUGACCAAACAGGCACAAGGCCGCUUGUCGCCCGCCCAACUCAGCCAGUACAGGCGACCGAGGCCUCCGGGACCGCCCGGAAAGAGGGGGAAGAGGGGCAAGAAAGGGGAUGCCGGCGAGCCGGGAGUGGUGGGUCCCAUCGGCCCGCCUGGGAAGAAUGGGUUUCCGGCCCAGAAAGGUGAGAAGGGUGACAGGGGUGUAAUGGGGACGCCAGGCGCUCGUGGGUAUCCGGGCUUUCCGGGUCCCAUUGGUCUGGAUGGCCCGAAAGGAGAACCCGGCAGGGCUGGUGACAAGGGUCAGAAAGGUGAACUGGGCAGUCCUGGGUUCGAUGUUUUCUCUGCGGUCAAGGGAUUAAAGCGCUCAGUUACUACCCUUAGGGGUGGUACGUUAGGUUACGCUGAGAUAGUGGCUGUCAAGGGUCUUCAGGAGGCAGGCCAUAACAUUUCGGCCCACCAGAUCAUUAUGCUCAAAGGCGAGCCGGGCGAACCCGGGCCCCCGGGACCGCCUGGGCCUCAGGGUCCGGAGGGCCUGCCGGGCCACGACGGCAGGCAGGGCAUCCCGGGAGAGCCUGGCCCGCCGGGGACUAUAGGGCCUCAGGGCCCCGCAGGGCCCGUGGCUCCUCCCGGCACCCCGGGACUGCAAGGACCGAAGGGUGUAAGGGGUGAAUACGGCUACAUGGGACCACCUGGAUUUCCAGGUCUACCUGGACAGCCUGGACUACCAGGUAUCCCUGGCAGGAAUGGCAGUCGGGGGUUCCCGGGUGACUUCGGGAUGCGGGGCCCGCCCGGAGAUAAGGGCGACAAGGGCGAACGCGGGUUGACGACGACGCUGAACGGAGACCAGUUCCCCACAGGAAUCAUCGAGGGUCCACCUGGACCUCCGGGCCUUCCCGGACCCGAGGGCCCACGCGGUGAGAAAGGUGAUUUGGGGCCCACUGGCCCCCCAGGCAUGCCCGGAGAGAAGGGGGCAAGGGGCAAACGGGGGAAGAGGGGCCGUAAAGGCGUGUCGGGCGAAGCUGUAGACAGAGGCUUACCGGGGCUGCCGGGCCCCAAAGGUGAGCCAGGCGACUCGGGACCUAAAGGAGAAAAGGGCGAGAAGGGAGAACUAGGAAUUUCAGGAGGGAAAGGCGACCCGGGUCCGAGGGGGCCGCCCGGCGAGGACGGCUUGAACGGAGCCGCAGGACCCCAAGGACCUCCUGGUUUGCCGGGUCAAGCCGGGCCUAAAGGCGAGAAAGGUGAAUAUGGCGACAUCGGGCCCCCGGGCCUCAUGGGACCACCUGGACUGCCGGGCCCGCCUGGGUAUCCAGGCCAGAAAGGUGAGAAAGGAGAGAAAGGUGAAUCGAAAUACAAAAAACUUAGACGACGUCAGGGUGAUGGGACAUUUGAAGGAAGUGGCGGCGAAUUCAUAGUAGGUCCUCCGGGCCAGCCGGGUCCUGCCGGCACGCCUGGUCUCCAAGGACCCCCUGGGAUCAAAGGCGACCGGGGUAUGGAUGGUACAAAAGGAGAACCCGGUGAAAAAGGUGUAAAAGGUGAUCCAGGACCCAUGGGUUUGCCUGGACCAAUGGGGCUGCGAGGGGAGCCGGGACGACCGGGCGAGGUGGGGAAGCCUGGCGUCAUGGGUCCUCCUGGUCUUGACGGAAUGAAGGGAGCCCAGGGCGAGCCGGGCAGCAAGGGCGAGAGAGGAGACCCGGGACUGCCUGGAACAGAUGGCAUUCCUGGUGCAGAGGGUCCUAAAGGUGAGAAAGGUGCAAAAGGAGAUGCAGGGCCGAUAGGCAAGCGCGGCAGGAAGGGCGACAAGGGUGACAAAGGAGACCAGGGGGUCCCGGGGCUGGACGCCCCCUGCCCGCUGGGACCAGACGGCCUGCCGCUACCUGGCUGCGGCUGGAGACCACCAAAGGAGUACACCCCUGCCCUGACCACAAUGACAACUCCCUCCCAAUACCUCCCUGCGACCCCCGAGCCCUCGGUGGAGGGCGACUACGACGAGGGCGAGGAGGAGUACGAGGAGUAUCCCGACCAGACCAACUACCAGGCCACCAGUGCCGCUGGCAGGAAGUAGUCGCUAACAUAACCUCAACCCCACUAACAAGCCGGUAGCCCUGCCGCGGUCCUUCAUCCAAGAUAAUUGGCUACAAGGAAAGAGAAACUGACAUUUUGGUCUGCAUUUUGGAAAAAAGUGAUGUACAUAAUGUACUUAUGCCAGCCACUUGAAUAUACCCAGUGUGCAGUUUUUACAUGUACAUUUUAAUGCAUUUCAUGCAACCUGAUCACUACUUUCAAAUACUUUUUUUUUUAAAUGUGACGUGUGCCAAGUGAAGAUGACAUAUGUGUCUGCCUACAUAACAAAGUGGAUAUUUUGUAGUUGUGACAAAAUGAUACUCAUAAAACUGUCUUUAUUACAAAUUGUGUACAAAUGAAAGAGGUUGUGUUGAUGUGUACAUGCAAUGACAUAUGUUAGCACAAUUACGUAUGUCUGUACUACUGUAAUGCUGUUUUCAUAUAUAGUAAAAAAAAAUAUGUCCGUUCUGCUCGAUUCUAAAUGAAGGUUUAAAGGAUGGGUGUAAAAAAAUGUGAAAUUUAAUAUUUAACUGUGUGUACAUUUUGCAUAAAAAAUUUACUGUACAUUUUAAAUUGAAGUAAAAGACUAAUUCAUAUCAGCAAAAAAAAGUUACUGUAAAAAAUACUGAAAUUAUUAACAUGUAAUACAUUAUCCAUCGACUGUUUUCAUUGCAGUAAAUGUGUAACGAGUUCCUGUUUGUUCAAGUGUUAUUCAGUGUUUUGUUUGUCUUCUGGGUUCAGAUGGAAAGUGUAAAAACUGGAUGUUAUUUGUAGCAGUUUUCACAAUAAAAUGAGCUAAGAAAUGUGAAAAUAUUCACCCAAAAAAUUUAUAACGAGAUUCAUAAAACUCUUUUUAAUUUGUCAAAAUGUAUCUAUUAAAAACUGCAAACAAUUUUUUUUUCUUCUGUGAUUUACAUAUUAUAUAGUUAAAACAUAUUUAUAUUUAUUUGUACUGUCAUAAAGUAGUUAAGUUAGAUUUAUUAAUUUUUUUAAGUGUCUCAUCCAUAACUUUUAUUAACAUCACAUAAUUUUUUUAAAGAACACUUUAAAAUAAAUACUAGUUUAUACAAAUUAGUCAUUUCAUAAUGAAGCAGGUAAAAAAUAUAAAACAUUUUGUGUAAGAUAGUUAUGGUUGUGCAUAAGUUGUAAAGAUAAUUUUCAUGCAAUUUCUGCUGCAUAAUACCAGUUCAUAUGUAGUACUGUAUAGAAAAAAUAAAUCACAUUUUCUGACUAUAAUGAUUUACAAAAAAAUCUAUUAUAUAGGUAUGAAAAUUUAAAUGAUUUCGUAAUAAAAUUAUUAAAAAAAUAAAAUUAUGACAUUUAGCUAAAAUUAUUUUUAAAGAAGUAAUUGAACAUUGCAUUACUACAGUAAUGUGAGCUGGUGGGAUAGUUUGUUACAUCAUAUGUGGCAAUGAUAAUAGAAUAGACUUUCACUUUUUAAGAACUGGUGCUUACAAGACUGGGCGGCUCACUUUGAAUAUAUGGGCUAAAAAAAGUGCUUCCUUUGUAAUUAUACAGUUAUCAUGAGAACAAAUACCAAACACCAUAUUUUAUUGAUAUGGCUUUCAACUUUGUAGUUUCAAGGUAUUUAUAUUGAAUUCUCAUUUUUUUGUGUUAAACAUUGUGGAGAUUUCCCAAGUAGUUUGGUGUCACCAUGUUGUGCAAAUGUUUUUUUUUUACAUAAAACUAAUUACAGUGGUGUUUCUUUAAAGGUAAAUAAAUAUAAAAACAAUAAUUCAAAUAUAUUUAUGGUGUUGAAGACAAACAUUUAAUCAUACGUGAAAGUAAGUAAAGAAAUGGAGAGAGUACAAACAUUUUCUUUCUGUUAUUAAAACUUUCACCUUAAAAAUAACAACCUUUUUGAAUUAUAAAAUAUACACUUCAUUGGAAGGUUUCUUAUCUAACGUUUAAAAAAAUGAAAAGAGAAAAACUUAUUUUAAUUAUAGUUUAUACUUCAUUACUGUUUGAAAAUAGUGUAAUUUCCCCACCUCCUGAUUCCAAUUGAUAUAAUUCUAAAAGAAGUAGAUAAUUUUGAGCUUGAAAAUACUAAGUGUUAAACAUCAAAAACAUUAUCACAAUGUGAUGAACUACAUAAAAACUAGUAAUAGAAUUUUAUUCAAACCACUGUUCAUUUAAGGGCAUGUUUCAGCAGAGAUUAACUUUUGCCCACAAGGGAGAUUAACAUAUGUAACAGUUGCAUGCCAUCAUUGGUCCACAAAUUUACAUUUCCUUAGUUUUGCUAAAAUAUUUUCUCAUGUUUGAAGUCUACUCAGUAACACCACAAUUGUGGUCAAGAGAUAACCAAAGCAGGUACCACAGAAGGUUGAGAGCAAUGAAUGAUUUGAUAAAUAUUAAAUACACAACAAUAUGCAAACUUUUGUUUCAUCUAUAACCUUUUAAAUAAUGGUGUUAGUAAUGACAAUGUCCAUAAUUUCUCAGCCUUUAUUAGUGUUAGCCUGAAGAAACCUUUUUUUAUAUAUAUAUUAGUGUUAGCCUGAAGAAACUUUUUUUACAUAUACAAAAACAUAGAUAACUAUGUGAUAGCUAAAAACUAAAUCAAAUAGAGACAUUAAACUUUUUUUAAAAUUAUAUAAUUUUAUAAUCAACAAAAAAUGCAAUGGUGAGCUGUUUUAGUAAUGCUUUAUACAAACUGACUCAUUAUUUUAUUAAAUACAAUUUCAUUAACAAACAUUUUCAUUAAUGUAAUAAAAAAAACAUGUUUCUAUUUUACAUUCAUUUAAAUGUUACAAUUAUGGUGACGCAAAUGCUACUUUGGAGGGGAAAAAAUGUUCAUAGUAGCCAAUAUUUCUUUUUUUUAACAAUAAGUCAUUUAAUUAUUUUGUUAUUCUGUAAUUAUUUCUCUAUUUAUAAUUAAUUUUAAAAAAUUAUGCAAACAUAAAUGUAAAUUUUUGUUUUCUGAUGCAAAUGUUGAUUAUGCAACUCUUUACAGUAUUUUAAUGUCCUGUUCUCUUGUUUUUUGGUAAUGUAAAUACAAUAUUUUAAAUAAAACCACUGCCAUAUGUUGUAUGUUUACUGUACUAAUUUUUCUUUAUUUUUUGUUGUUGCAACUAGCAAUUUUACAUUAUUUUAUGUAAUUAAUGAUGUUUUAAUUUUCAACCAUCUAUCUUCAAAACAUUUAACUAGCACUGCUUCUACUAGAUCUCCUUGAUAGGUAGAGCAUAUACCAGAAUUUACUGCGGAGUAAUUUUUUUUUUUACUUUUUAUUGUUUCCUUAUUUACUGGCUCUAUUGGCAGUAACUAGAAACAAGGCCACAUGACUAUUUCUCUGCACUGUUUAUCUCAAUUCUACUGAAGCUUGAUAGGAGAGAGAUCCAACUAAAGCACAUAACAUAGUAUUUCAGCGAAAUUCUUUAAAUAUAACCAGUCUAUAAAAUGAUUGUA
Bacillus rossius redtenbacheri is the source of this 5555-nucleotide messenger RNA. RefSeq names its product collagen alpha chain CG42342-like. The coding region runs from base 1 to 2154 and encodes 717 amino acids. NCBI's taxonomy places the organism in Eukaryota, Metazoa, Arthropoda, Insecta, Phasmatodea, Bacillidae. Gene Ontology annotation, biological process: extracellular matrix organization. The record is from RefSeq and is a predicted model, not a curated record. The transcript has 30 exons. Gene Ontology annotation, molecular function: extracellular matrix structural constituent conferring tensile strength.